GACAGCCCGCGAUGCAUUCAGAUGCUUCAUAAAUUAAACUGUUGGUGGCUGCGCUAUUUGGCAAACGAAAUUCAGAGUUAUUAGAGUUCUGCUGUCUACAACUUGAAGAUCUUUAGUUCAAAUAAUUCGGAAGUGGAUUUUGUGGUGGACAUUUGCAGAUAGUGUAGGACUUAUGCCGAAAACCACUAAAGUGUGUAAUGAACGAAGUGGGUUGACAAUUUUAGUACGGGGCAACUACUUUCCAUUGGAACAUACACAAGCUCUUGGAAUUGAGAAGAAUCUUAGAUGAAGUGUUCUGUGAAUGUUUCUUACAACUUAGAACAGGCUAAUGUUCUCUCGCAGUGAUUGAUAUGGAGAUUGUUGAUCGAUACUUAUAUGGACAAUUGUAAAUUUAUAUGAGCUCAGUCUGUGAUGUGUGGGUUGCAGUUAUGAUUAAUCAGCAACGUGUUUGAUUAGGCGGUUUAGUCGUCACCCUUGAGUUUAGCACUAUCUUGUUUACGCGCUAAUCGAGCUCAAUUAAUUUCAGUGUUCGUUAAUUUGUUAAGCCACCGUAGUUUACGAGAUAAUUGCAUCUUGAUUGCAGGUAAAGCUGAGCGAUUUGUGGACCAGAUUUAAGUUAUCGGGGUAGACGAUUCCAACGUCUUUCAAUCCACACUUCAAGAGGCUUUUGGGGCAGCAAAACAAAACGCGACACGACCGCAUUGCAAAAUGUAUCUUCUCGACGGCGCGAACUCAACCUGUCCAACUUGAUGUACGUGAAUAGUUUGUGAUGGAACAAAGUGGAGCUAGGAGCUACUGAUGGGAACUUCCCACAUACCUUAAAUCAGGAAGCUUGAAGGAACUAGAAUUGUGACUUUGUGGAGGACAAAAGGCCGAGUCAACCGUUACGAACGAAAAUUGGUUCAAGAGCGUGCGAGGCAACAUGGCGGGGCUACUACGAAAUGUUACUAAUGCAAUCUGGCAUGCAUUCAACGCACUACACCAAGAGGAACGAGGACUAGUCAACAAAACCAAACUUAAGGUGCUAACUGCUAAUAUCGCUACCGUUCUGGAUUUAUAUGGACUGGAGAAAGGUCUGGACCAUUACCGAUCGUCAAUGAAUUUGAGUUUUGAACAUUUUCACCAUUAUCUAAGGCAAGAGGUAUUCUCAUCAUUGCCGAAUAGUCUGAGCAUGGCUGAGAUGCGAAAUUUCGAGGAGAAAAUUGAAGAGAUUUGUUGGCUAAUUUGUCGCAGAAAAUAUGCUGAGGCGAACCAUACCAGUCUGGAUGAGAAGCAUUUAUAUAAACUAUUCCGAAUAUUUUGCUUAGUCAGUGAUUUCGUAGUUCCAGAAAACGAUCCUCUUGGCACAGAAGUCCUUCUAAACUCUUCAGAAACUGUUCUUUUGAUUCAGCAAAUUAUGACCGCAAUUGGUUUAGAAUUCGAAAAUGACAAACGGGUAAAUCAUCUGAGUCAAAACGAUCUAUCUUUUCGGUUUGACCAGUUCCUAGAUUUAGUUGAUUUUCCCGACAACUCGAAUGUAAUUGAAUAUGAGGAAUCAAUGCAUGAGGCAAUCGAUGAAAUGUACCAAACGUACAUCAAGGACAUAAUAAAAAAGGGGUUCCUACUACGCCGCGGAUAUCUUCUUCCUACUUUUAAAGAAUAUUGGUUUGUUUUACAACCAUGCGAGCUAUCCUACUAUAAGAAUCACAGCGAAAAAGAGCUAUGCGGAACUAUUCCUCUAGAUCCAAAAUUUAUGGUGAAGCCAAGCAUCAACACAUCAGGCAAACCUGAUAAAUUUCUUAAGUUCGUUCUAUCAUCUGGGGAGAGGAGUUUUGAAUUUGCAACGCACGACCACCGAACUCGGAUGCAAUGGAUUGCAGCUCUUCAACUAGCUAUAACUUAUUCCUCAGGAAAAGAAGGAUUUCAGAGAGACUUAAUUUCGCAAAGACGGAAAAAGCGCGAAGCUGACCGAAAGCGUCGAAAAAUAGAAGAAAAAUUGCGAAGUGUCCACUUAAAAGAAGUCGAAUUAGCCAAAACGCAACUGAAACAGGAGCAAUUAGCUCGGCAGGCAGCUGAAAAUCAGGCAAAGCAAUUUGAAGAACUUGCUCGAGAAGAUUCGCGGCGCGUGGCGGAACUGGAGGACCUUAAAACCACAUUAGAACGUCUGUUGGAAGAGGAAACCCAGGCAAAACGCGAUGAAGAAAUUGUUCGAGCACUUCAAGCCCGAGUUCUUGCCGAAGAAUGGGAGAAGCGAGAAGAACUAGAACAACUGCAGCGGGAGCAAAAAUCGAUGUUGGAGCAGGAGCGUCAAAAGAGGAUGGAAUUUGAGCAGCGGCAAAAAGAAAAGGAGAACCAGUUGGCUGAGGCCCAAAUGAUGCUCAAGAAGUUGGAAGAAGAAAGAAUAAGGUUGGACCUAGAAUUGAAGCAUGCCCGCUUGAAAAUUAUUGAAUCGGAAGCGAAUAAAGAAGACUUGGAGGCGCGAAUGGAUGCUUGGCAACCGAUAUUGAAGCAAAAUUCAGGAGUUCGAAGAACUCUUUCGUUUGUUGUUCCAUCCCGGGAGCGACCAACGCCGAUGGAAUUGCGGUCGUCAUCGUUUCGGCGAAAGACAGCUCAAGACUCGAAUUAGUUAAAAAAAAAACGUGUAAAUACUAACCAGUUAAAAUGUUUACUUAGAAAAGUGAUAAUACAAUUUAAUUAAAAUUAAAUUUCAAUUCU
Hermetia illucens (black soldier fly) is the source of this 2694-nucleotide messenger RNA. Its product is annotated as differentially expressed in FDCP 6-like. NCBI's taxonomy places the organism in Eukaryota, Metazoa, Arthropoda, Insecta, Diptera, Stratiomyidae. The coding region runs from base 923 to 2605 and encodes 560 amino acids. Gene Ontology annotation, cellular component: cytoplasm; nucleus. The transcript is spliced from 6 exons. The record is from RefSeq and is a predicted model, not a curated record.